Penicillium malachiteum is the source of this 213-nucleotide messenger RNA. RefSeq lists its product as uncharacterized. The transcript has 2 exons. The coding region runs from base 1 to 213 and encodes 70 amino acids. The record is from RefSeq and is a predicted model, not a curated record. NCBI's taxonomy places the organism in Eukaryota, Fungi, Ascomycota, Eurotiomycetes, Eurotiales, Aspergillaceae.
AUGGCUUAUGAACCCGAGGUAAUCCAAGGUCAUCAGCUAUAUGCUACCGCAGCUUGCAAUACCCUGAGAACAGUCCGACGUCUCACUCUUGUACCUCCCAAGGUUCCCUUCUUCGCUGCUACAUACCUGAGUACUCAGCACCGUCAGUAUGCACACUGGAAAGAUCGACAAGCUCUUGUAAAUACAGUUCUGAAGGUCUCUCAGCAUUUUUAA